CGAACACACCAAACGUGAAAAUGCCAAAACUUGCUCUUUUGCUACCAAAUUAGUUCUAUAAGAAACAUUUGAGAAAUCCGAAAAAUCGUUUCUUCUGCAUUUGACAUUAAGGAAAUGACCCAACCAUCUCAGAUAUAUUUUAAUCAAUUCAAUGCAAAAACAAUAAGGUGAUUUCAAACGAAAUUUCGAUUUUGUGUUUACAAAUAAUAAGUGUUUUUCCGGAGUCGUUUGACGCAAGUACUAAACAUAAACCACUUCACUUGGUUCAGGAAGUGAUAAAUUAACACAGCUGACUUUCCGCGUGACUUUGAUGGCGACCUUAUCAACUCAAUCACACUUAAUUGAAUAUUCUUAUCAAACUAUUUGUAGUUAUUUAUAAGCCCCUUUCACAACAGCUACUGCUUAUUUCGUGUUGAGUUUUCAAUCAGUUGAGUUCGGGUAAAAUGAAGUUGUUCUCAGUGUUUUUAAUUUUGUAUAUCCUAAACGAAAAUGUGGACAGUUAUAAGUUUUUGGCGAUUCUUCCGAUUCCAUCGAGGUCUCAUUAUUACAUAGGUCAAAAUUUAAUGAAAGGAUUAGCUGAAGAUGGUCAUGAAGUGACUGUGAUCAGUCCAUUCAAAGAGAAAACACCAAUCAAAAACUAUAAAGAAGUGUUUCUUGAGCACAAUUGGGUAGAAACACAAAAAUAUAUGGCCAAAGAUAAUUUCAUGGACUUUGCGAAUUUGUUCUUUUGGGAUAUGACAUUUGCGUGGUAUGAAGCGGGAAUGAAUUUUACAAAGUGGACCGUUUCCAGUCGAAAUCUGCAAGAUUUCCUUAAAAUCAAGCAACAUUUCGAUGUUGUCGUUGUAGAAACAAAUCUUAACGAUGCUUUGCUUGGGCUUGGCAUGCAUUAUAAUGCGCCUAUUGUUGCAAUCUCCGCAUUUGGCGCCAACAAAUGGACCACUGAUUUAGUUGGAACUCCAAUAUUUGCAUCUUAUGUGCCAUUUACACUUAACCAUUUCACCGAUCGAAUGACAUUCUGGCAACGAAUGUACAACUCAUUGUCGUUUUGGUUUGAAGACAUCGUACAUCCGGUCUAUUUCAUACCUAAUCAGCAAAAACAAAUGGAACACCUGUUUCCAAAAGCAAAAAAUUGGCCAUCUCUGGAGGAAAUCCGACGAAAUGUGUCGCUAGUUCUGUUGAACACUCAUGUGACGCUCGGAACACCACGGCCGUAUGCACCGAAUAUGAUUGAGGUCGGUGGCAUGCAAAUUCAGAAAGAAAUCGAACCGCUGGCUCUGAGAAUACAAACAUUUCUAGAUGAAGCCAAAGAUGGUGCGAUUUUUGUGUCACUUGGAUCAAAUGUUCUUAUAAAUAAGUUGCCAGAACAAAAGCUCAACGCAAUUACAAAUGCAUUCAAAGCAUAUCCAAAUUAUAGAAUUUUAAUCAAGAGUGAUGAGCACAUCGUCAUUACAUCGCACAAGGAAGCGGAUGUGUUGGUCGAAUCUUGGUUCAACCAGCAAUCGAUUUUGGCACACAAGAAUAUUAAAUUAUUUGUUACUCAUGGCGGCCUAUUGAGUACAACUGAGGCUGUUCACUUUGGCAAGCCACUGGUUGGAAUUCCGUUCUUUUUCGAUCAAUAUCUGAAUAUGUAUUUGGCUCAACAAAGAGGAUAUGCUCAAUCCGUACCAAUUCAAUCGCUAACGGCUGACAAAAUAACGACAGCUGUUGAUAAAGUGCUCAGUAAUCCAAGUUAUGCCGAGCAAGCGAAACUAAUUUCCGAUAGAUUCCGAGAUCAGCCGCUAACACCAUUGGAAACAGGAAAGUUUUGGGUCAAGCACGUGGCCAAAAAUAAAGGUGCUCCACACUUGAGAAGUGUCGCCGUCGAAUUGCCUUUCUAUAAGCUGUAUAAUUUAGAUGUGUGGGCAUUCAUUUGUGGUGUUAUCGCUUUCUGUGUCUUUUUGCUCACUAAAUUGAUAAGAGCCCUAGUAUUUGUUUUGUUUGGCGCGAAAUCAACGCACAAGGUCAAACAAUCAUAGAAUUGAAGGAAAUCAUGUAUAUUACGUUAUGAAAAGAAAUGUAUGAAUUAAAAUCGAAUUAAGGAAUUUUUUUUUUGUUUCGACGAUUAUGCAAUAAAUUUCUCUUUUUUGGAAGUUUUAUAAAAUAUGAUUCGAGCAAUCAGUUCAGCUGUUUAAUAGCAGCGGUUUGAAUGGCCAUUUCAACAAGAAUUUCAGUCAAAUAAACAAUAUAACCGUUACUUUAUCACUUUUAUAAUGCGCCGUGAUAACAUAAAUUGAAAGUAGACUUUCAAGGUGCAAUCUAGCAAAAAAAUGCUACAUCGCACCUUAUCAGGGUGUAAUCUAGCAAGUGCCGUGUUCAAAUGUUGCGUAUGUAUGAAUAAAAAAAAUAUAUGGAUGACAAAAUGUAAACAAGUGCAAAUAAUGUCAGAAUGAUGAACACAUUUUUAAUUGGAUUGUAUUAAUACGUAGAAAAUAUAACAAAAAAAAGUUGUAUGAUUCGAAAGAAAAAUUACACUCGACAUGAGAUUCUGAAAUUGAGUGUAUUAUACGAUAUAAUAUUUUUGAUUUGCGUUAAUGGUGAAACAACGUCUGUAUAAAAUUCAUGGUGGAAAAGUGAAACAUUGAAAUCAAUAAAAAUAAAGCGUGAAAAAAUUCAA
Molecule: messenger RNA, 2653 nt
Organism: Sitodiplosis mosellana (orange wheat blossom midge)
Lineage: Eukaryota; Metazoa; Arthropoda; Insecta; Diptera; Cecidomyiidae
Product: UDP-glucosyltransferase 2-like
Exons: 5
Coding region: 444-2015 (523 amino acids)
Molecular function (GO): UDP-glycosyltransferase activity
Source: RefSeq, a predicted model, not a curated record